Molecule: messenger RNA, 1628 nt
Organism: Vigna unguiculata (cowpea)
Lineage: Eukaryota; Viridiplantae; Streptophyta; Magnoliopsida; Fabales; Fabaceae
Product: AP-3 complex subunit mu-like
Biological process (GO): vesicle-mediated transport; intracellular protein transport
Cellular component (GO): clathrin adaptor complex
Source: RefSeq, a predicted model, not a curated record
GUUUAUUGGAUAUCCAUGUCAGCAGGAAAGUUUGCCAGCUUCUUUGUGGUUGGAAUCAUUGCAAAGCUGACGAAUUGUUUAUAGUUUCACAAUCCUUUGUUUCACAGCAAACCAAAGUUCUUUCUCCUCUUCUUCACUACCAAUUCUGCUUCCGAUUUUGGGUUUACUCCUGAGAAAGACAGUGAUGCUGCAGUGCAUAUUUCUCCUCUCAGAUGCCGGAGAGGUAGUGCUAGAGAAACAGCUUUCGGGGCACCGCGUCGAUCGCUCCAUUUGUGCCUGGUUCUGGGAACAAGCCGUUUCGCUUGGCGACUCCUUCAAGCAACAACCAGUGAUCACCUCUCAUUCGCAUUACAUUUUCCAAGUUUUUCGCGAUGGAAUCACUUUUUUGGGGUGCACGCAAAUUGAAAUGCCACCCUUGAUGGCCAUUGAGUUCCUUUGUAGGGUUGCUGAUGUUCUCAAUGAUUAUUUUGGGGCCUUAAACGAAGAUAUAAUUAAAGACAACUUUGUCAUUGUGUACGAGCUGUUGGAUGAGAUGAUAGACAAUGGCUUCCCCUUAACUACAGAACCUAGUAUCCUGCGAGAAAUUAUUAAUCCACCAAAUGUGGUUAACAAAGCUUUGAGUAUUGUGACUGGUAGCAAUUCAAAUGUGAGUGAUGCCCUUCCGAGGGCUACUGCAUCUUGUAUUCCCUGGAGAACAGCAGAGCCAAAGUACUCCAACAAUGAAGUAUAUGUAGACCUUGUCGAAGAAAUGGAUGCGAUUAUUAACAGGGAUGGAGGUUUGUUGAAAUGUGAGAUCUAUGGUGAAGUUCAAGUAAAUUCUCGUAUUUCAGGUUUUCCUGAUUUGACCCUUUCAUUUACAAAUCCUUCCAUCCUAGAUGAUGUCAGGUUCCAUCCGUGUGUUCGUUUUCGGCCUUGGGAGUCUCAUCAAAUUCUUUCUUUUGUGCCUCCUGAUGGACAAUUUAAGCUUAUGAGUUACAGAGUAAGAAAGUUGAAGAGCACACCAAUAUAUGUAAAGCCGCAGUUAAUAUCUGAUGGUGGGACAUGCCGUCUUAGUGUAAUGGUUGGAAUAAGAAAUGAUCCUGGAAAGACAAUCGACUCGGUUACUGUUCAGUUUCAGCUCCCUCCUUUCAUCUUGUCAGCUGAUCUCACUUCAAAUCAUGGAACAGUGACCAUCCUUGCUAAAAAGACAUGCAUAUGGUCCAUUGGUCGGAUUCCAAAAGAUAAAGCUCCUUCCAUGUCUGGAUUAUUGGUGAUUGAAAGUGGUUUGGAGCGGCUUCAUGUCUUCCCCUCAUUUCAAGUGGGGUUUAGGAUUAUGGGUGUCGCCCUCUCUGGUCUGCAAAUAGAUAAACUGGAUCUGAAGAAUGCUGCAGCAUACCGAUUUUACAAAGGUUUUAGAGCUCUUACUCGGGCAGGUCAAUUUGAUGUAAGAUCAUAAUUUAUGAUCUACCAUAAGUCAUUCUGUAUAACACUAGGUGGUUUCUUUUGUAAAGUAAGUACACAAUGUUUUGUUGUAGUCAUGAGUUAUUGAUCCUUACGUAUGCUUCUUUCCCAUUAUCAAGUGGCUGCAUUUCUUAUGUAGUUAGUAUCUCAAAACUUUAUUUAGACGUACAAAAUUUUCAUGCUCUUAA